Molecule: messenger RNA, 3780 nt
Organism: Eublepharis macularius
Lineage: Eukaryota; Metazoa; Chordata; Lepidosauria; Squamata; Eublepharidae
Gene: AMIGO1
Product: adhesion molecule with Ig like domain 1
Exons: 2
Coding region: 452-2041 (529 amino acids)
Molecular function (GO): protein binding
Source: RefSeq, a predicted model, not a curated record
GGGACAGCAGUCGCCCACCAGCCCCGCUGUGAGUGGCGGCGAGGACGGGGCUCCCUCCCUUCCUCCGGUCGCUCUCGCUGGGCAGGAGUCGCCGCCUGAGAAGGGAGAGCUGGGUGAGCCGACUCGCCGCCGGGAUGGGCUGAGCGAGGGACAGCGGGGAGGCGAGGCUGUUGGUGGUGCAAUGCAACACCGCGGGGCAGCCUGCAGGGCUCGGCGGACGGGAAGGCACGAGCCGGGCUGCGCCGGGCGAUGAACGCGGGGCUGGAGGGAGGCAGCGGCUCGGCUUCGGCCUUCGCCUUCCUUCGCUUUGCCUUCUGCAGCAGGUGGAGCCGUCAGGCGCGGCUCUGGUGAUGAGCGCAGUGGCCGAACCGCCAAGAGCAGCGGAUCCCCGGGGGUGCUGUCUUCAGCUGUUCUCCGAGACAGGACCUUGACCUUCCUGCUGAGUCUUACCAUGUGGUUUCAAGAUGCCUCGGUGCCCCGUCGAAGUCUGGCGCCCGGCUUGGGGGGUUCUGCUUUGCUGCUGCUGCUGCUGCUGCUGCUGAGUUUGGGCAUUGCCCGCAGAGGUGGGUUGGCGCUGAGCUGCCCCAAGGACUGUAUGUGUGCCAGCAACAUCAUCAGCUGCUCUAAUGCUGACUUGAAGCUCUUGCCCUUGCAUUUGCCUCCCUAUGUGGCUGUCUUGGACUUGAGCCACAAUAACCUGACGCAAGUGAAAGCCGAGUGGGCUCCUUCCCAGCUCCCUCAUCUCCACUCUCUGCUCCUCAACCACAAUCGCCUGUCCUUCAUCUCCGUGGAGGCAUUCAACAACCUUCCUCAUCUGAAGUACUUGGACCUCUCCUCUAAUUCUAUUGCUUCUCUAGGGGAGAACCUCUUCAGUAAGCUGAAGGAGCUGGAGGUGCUGCUUCUCUACAACAACAAGAUUUCCAAGAUCGACCACACUGCGUUUGAGGAGAUGGCCAGUCUCCAGAAAUUAUAUCUGAGCCAUAAUGUGAUCUCUCGUUUCCCCCUCGAGCUGAUAAAAAAGGAUGGAGCUUUGCUUCCAGAGCUUGCGUUGCUGGACCUCUCUGGCAACAAAAUCAAGAACUUUCCUGUGGAUGAUGUGAAAGACCUCCCAGCCUGGGUGAAAAAUGGACUUUAUGUGCACAGAAACCCCCUCAUGUGCAGCUGUAAUCUCUACAGUCUCUUCAGUCACUGGCAGAAAAGGCAGCUGAGCUCAGCUGUGGACUUUGAGGAGGAGCUCAGAUGUGAUAAAGAUCUGAGUAGGAAAGGGAUCAAAAUCUUAAGCCUCAGCAACCCAGAAAUUAUGAACUGCACUGAAGUCAAAGAGCAGUUGUUUAUAGCCUACCGUGGGGAAAAUGUGACUAUCAAUUGUGACACCAGGCAGCGAGGGGUCACCAUCAGAGAAUGGGUGACACCCAGAUUUGAGCGUGUCCCUCAGGAGAAUAACAAUAGCUCCAUGCUCGUGCUGACCAAUGGAAGCCUACAGAUAAGCAACAUUGGUGUGGAGGACAUGGGCCCAUAUACCUGCUAUGCGGUAAGCCAGGUGUUCAAUGAGACCCUCUAUGUGCAUGUGACCGUCCAUAACUUCACCCAGCAUGGAGCCUCUGACACACUCAACACAGCCUACACCACCCUUGUAGGCUGCAUCUUGAGCGUCAUCCUUGUGCUCAUCUACCUUUACCUGACCCCGUGCCGUUGCUGGUGCCGCAGCAAUGAGAAACAGGCCAACCAACAGGAGGACAGCAUCAAUUCCUCAAUGCUCAGCACCACUCCUAACCACAAUGUUGAGGUGGCCAGAGGCAAGGAAGGAUUAAAUCGCCACACGAUGUCAAGUAAUGCACAAGGCCAGAAUGGCAAAUGCAAGUCCAACAGCUCCCCCAAACAGGUUGCUAAAGGGGCCAAGAAGGAAGAGAGGAAAAUGUCGGAUCCAGACUCUGUCAGCUCAGUCUUCUCAGAUACUCCCAUUGUGGGAAUUUCACAGAGUGAGGGAGGAAGAGGUUGUAGUAGAGAUAAGGCAGGAGCUGAAUUAGUGGGAUUGCUGUGAUCAUUCUGACUGUGGAAGAGAAGAUAAAAAUACCCUGAUCUGCUACUGGCUUCCAAUUUGCCACUAUGUGUAAAAGCAUUGUGUCUUUUUUUAAAUCUUCCCUACUUUCAAGCCCACAAUCCAUUGUUGGAAAGCUAGUGUCCCAAUUUGCACUUGAUGUACCGCAGUACCUGAGCCCUCCAGUUUUGGAAUGACAGUAUUUUUUCAGCGUUCCAUCACUGGAACUUAGCAAGCAUCCUACUGAGAAAAGCAGUAGGCAGAAAUGGUCAAGCGUGCUACCUAGGUUUUCUGUUUACUGUUACUGCAUUUGCAGACUGCCUUCAUGAGACUAUCCUCUCAAACACCUGUGUAGGUAUCAGUUCCAGAAGAGCAACCCUGUUGCAGCAGAAAUGACAAAGUCCCAUGGCACCUUAAAGACUAACAAUAUUUUUGUGGCAUAAGCUUUCAUUGAUGACAGUCUAUAUCAUCAGCUGCAUGGCGGCCUAGAAACAACAUUUUCAGCUGUUCUUCAUAAUCAAACCAUAUUUACCUCCCCAAGAGCUCCACCACAGAAAUCCUAGCCAGCUCUACUUAAGUGUCACAGCAAUUUGAAAAGAUGUUACUUUUAUUUAAAUAGCUUGAUUUUUUAAAAAAAUUAUUGCUACAGAAACAGUUUUUACAGAAAAUGAAGGUUCCCAUCACACCAGGAGUCUCAGGACAUAAUUCAGAGAAUUCUCUAGCAAGCAGGCCUACCUGGUUUUGGUAUCUUCUACCACUUUUUGGGACUGUGAAAUAAAUUUAAAAUUCAGAAAUGUGUCAGAGAAGGGGGUAGUUCUCUCUUCACUGCAGAAUGUCUCUAAAAUGGUCUGGAGUUAACCCGCUAAUGACAUCAGACUGCAAGAAGGAAUCAACAGUCUCAGGAACUGAUGACAACUCACAGAUGAACAUCUUUAUAUGAAAAAUUAGUCAAGAUUUGGAGAUGCAUGCUGCAGAUUUGCACCAGUCAAAGAUGUGUCUGACCUGCAUGAUUUGUGGCGCACAUCAACCCUGAAUUUGUCUGUUCUGCGUAUGGUGCCAAGUCCAGUGCCAAAAGAGUAGAGAAAGUCAGACUUCAUGAAGCGGUUCUGAUCUUCAAAGAAACCAUUAGGUAGGCCUGCUUCCCAUUCCAGAUGCACAGGUAUUGUGAGUGUAUAGUGCUAUUUCAAGCAGUACAAUCCUGGUUUAUUCAAGCAGUACAAUUUGAAGACGAAUUAUAGCCUUCUAAGCCCAUUUACUUUACUCGACCUAAGAAGAGGAUAACUCAGUUUAAGACUGCACUGCUAGAGAGGAAAAUGGAGCAGGAACCCAAAACCCAGACAGAAUUUGGAAGGAGACAGUCAUUGGUAAACUAUUGAAUAUUCCCUCCAAAGGAAAACUUCAAAGAAAGGGCAGAGAAAAUUCUGUCUUAUGUAUUUACGUAUUGUGUAUGUAGAUGAGAGAAAGACAGGCAUUUUGCUCCCAUACAGCAGAGCAAAGGAAGUUCCUCCAGCAACAUAAAGAAAGCUUCAUAGGUGCUUAUAGUCUAGCAUGGCCUCAUCUCCCACUCGCCAUUCUGUGGUUUGCAGGUCCAGCAAAACUUUAACCUGCCGAGGAUGCAUCUGUGCUUAUCUAUUUCAGGCAGAGACGACAAUCCCAAAGAGCAUCUGGGCUGCAUUUCUCUUGUCAGGUAGUCUGUACUCUCCAGCAUAGACAUAGUUGACAAUAAAAUGUGUUUUAAACAA